Molecule: messenger RNA, 2125 nt
Organism: Columba livia (rock pigeon)
Lineage: Eukaryota; Metazoa; Chordata; Aves; Columbiformes; Columbidae
Product: coiled-coil domain-containing protein 42-like
Exons: 6
Coding region: 633-1853 (406 amino acids)
Biological process (GO): spermatid development
Source: RefSeq, a predicted model, not a curated record
AGUUUGAUUUAGUGCACAACACGGAUAAAGCCAUUCUCUCUGCCAUUAAAACUGAGGGUAUUUAAUUCAGUGAAAGGAGAUUUCAUUCCCCAUGACCUGUGCGAUUGUCUUUUGAAUCUGGGCACGGGCUGCAGUGACCUGCCACAACAUUUGAGGUGUCACCAGCUGCAUUGUGGGUGGUAAAGCGGGAAAGGCAGGAGGGAGCCUCAGCAUCUCCCAUCCCGUGGGUGACUUCAUCACAAAGGACCAGGGCGGCGCCCGCUGGCUCCUGGGGCGGCUGUUGCCGGGCAACAGAGACACUAUAUUGUCCCCUGUCACCUGUGCCCCUCGCCCAUUUGGUCACUGGCCGUGGUGGGAUCACUUGCCGUGGUGGGAUCACUGUGGUGGUGGACUCAUUUUGGCAGUUGGAUCGCUUUUGGUGGUGGGAUCGCUCUUGGUGGUUGCAUCACUUUUGGUGGUGGGAUCGCUAUUGGUGGUUGAACCACUUCUGGUGGUUGAACCGCUUUUGGUGGUUCGAUCACUUUCGGCACUUGGAUCUGUUUGGUGACUGGAUCACUUUCAUCACUCGGAUUGCUUUUGGAGGACCUGGGCUUUCUGGGCCCUGCUGGUGGCUGAAGCGAUGGCCGCCAAAGAUGAAGAGGACCUGCCGGCCUAUUUCCUCAAGCAGUACAGGCAGAACCUCCUGCCCUUGCUCAGGUGAGGGGACUCCUCCACCCACCUCCAUGCCCUCCAUCCUCUUCUCCCGUUUCCUCCAUCCCUCCUUCCCCCACGGUGGCAAACUCCCCGAUCUCCACCACUUCAGCCUCCUCUCCUCCCUCCCUUCCCCACCCUGUUCCUCCCUGUGCCCCCCCUUGCUCUGUCAGAGGGUUCCCUGCUGGGGAUGCCAUGCGGCCAGACGGCAUCUGAGAUGGUGCUGGGUUGCUCUGGCCCGUCAUCCCACUCUGGACACAGUCCAGCACCCUGCCCAGGCACCAGACCCAACGUGUAACCUUGAUGGAAACUUCUGUGGCAGGAAACACAGGCUGACAGAGGAGGGCUCCCUGUCUCCAUUUGUUCGCCUCCAGGAGAAGAGGAAAGAAGCCAAGCAGGUGCAAAAGGCUCUGGAGGAGAAGCGAGAGGCCUUCAGGGAGACGAUGGCCGACAUAGCCCGCCGGUGGAGGGAACUCCAUGCCAAGGAGGACCAGCUGAAAACCUACAUGGAGAAAUCUAUGAGGAGGUUAAAGGAAGAUGAUAAGCUGCGAGUCCAAGCUCUGAAGAAAGCCAUGAGAGAAAGAGAGCAGAAAACACAAAAGGAGAUGGAGCUUGUGAGGGCUAAGAAGAAACUCGGAGCCCUGAAAAAGGAACACCAGAAGCUGAGCAAGGAAGUGCAGAAGUACUCCAUCUUCAAAGAAUACCUGGAGGACGUGGUGAAGAUCUCACCACAGUUUGAGGACAUCCAGGACGUAAUUUCCCGCUACAAGCUGCUGGUGAGGACGCGCAAGGACCUGCAGCAGUCACAAGAGAAGGACAAGGAAAUGCUUAAGCAAACCAAGGUGCUCCUGGACCGGUACGAGGCAGAGAAAGAAGCUGAGACCCUGCAGUACCAAAAUGAGCUGGAGCAGCUCCAACAACGUUUUGCGCAGGCUCAAAGUGAUGUCCGCUCCUGGACUGCUCGCUGGGCCGACAUCCAGAACAGGAAUGUCAAGAAUGGCCUCAUGCUGACGACUAUGAAGAUGGCCAUCCACAACCUCUUCCAGUGCGUGAACACGCAGCUGAAAGCAAAAGUGCAUGUGCCGAAGGAUGACAGCCUCAGACAGCUGGACAUGGUAGAGCCAAGCCAGACCCCCCUCCCUGCCCAGAAAGAGGAGCAGUAAUGACCCUCAGCUGCCCAAAGGGAGGGGAAAGCCCAGAGAAAUCAAGAUUCAGCAGUCUAUCCUAGACCUCAAUGACAUCGUUACGGAGGUGAAACGAAGGACAUGGAGAGCCACCGGCGAGCAGCUAAGCACGAGCAUUAAGGGCAAGAGGAGGACAGAGAGCCCUAGGGAUGUUGUGUUACGUCCGUGAAGGUUCCAAACCUUCCUAGCUCUUUUGUCCUGCCCAGUUGCUGAGUCCCUUUCAUACGAUUAAAAUAACCAAAGAUUUUGAA